Exophiala spinifera is the source of this 1014-nucleotide messenger RNA. Its product is annotated as tRNA-intron endonuclease. The coding region runs from base 1 to 1014 and encodes 337 amino acids. Gene Ontology annotation, cellular component: tRNA-intron endonuclease complex. The transcript has a single exon. Gene Ontology annotation, biological process: tRNA splicing, via endonucleolytic cleavage and ligation; tRNA-type intron splice site recognition and cleavage. NCBI's taxonomy places the organism in Eukaryota, Fungi, Ascomycota, Eurotiomycetes, Chaetothyriales, Herpotrichiellaceae. The record is from RefSeq and is a predicted model, not a curated record. Gene Ontology annotation, molecular function: tRNA-intron lyase activity; nucleic acid binding.
AUGGACAUCCCAGCGGACGUCGGGUUCGACUACGAGCCAGAACUACCGAUCGCGAUCUCACAAGUCGGAGGGAGACAUCUGCUGUUCGACAUCAAGGUCGCCACCUUUCUCCGGAGAGAGCAUCGAAUAUGCGGCACGCAGACCGGAACUCUACCCCUCGCGCCGUCGCAGAAUCUCUUCCUGGGCCUGCCGAUAGAGAUCAUGCCCGAGGAAGCUCAACUGCUCGUCGACAAGGGCGUGGCCGUCGUGGUCGACGACGCUCGAGCACACGACCAGGCCGUCCUGCGGUGUUCUUCCUCCGACGGUGCCAGACGCGCCGACUACCUCGCGAGCCUCGACAAGCAGGCGCGGCGCUUCGAGAAGCUCAGUAUGCAGGAAAAGGAGCAGAGUCGGCAGCGGGCGUUGGAGAGGCGAGCCAAAGCGAGCACCCGUCAACCCUCCUCGGCUGAGUCUACGACCCCGCGUCGCCGCGGCGAAGCCGCUUCCAGCUUGUUAGAUCUCGCCGACGCAGACGAAGAAGAACAACAACAAGAAGAAGAAGAAGCGGCAGCCUCGACAGCACCGACCCUCGGGGAGAACUCUGCGCGGCACGAGCCCGUUUCAUCGCAGACGCCACCCGACUCCACGUCUGAGCAGCCCGUGAGUUCUGCAAGCAACUACCACAUUACACCCGCUACGUCUCAGCCCCUGCUGCCUGAUGUCGCGGAUGCGCCCAGAUCUACGGUCCAGGAUCUGCCCGCUUCGUAUCCCAUGUACAAACAUUUGCACGAAAGGGGCUAUUUCAUGACCCCGGGUCUCAGAUUCGGGUGCCAGUACAACGUCUACCCGGGCGACCAGCUGCGGUUCCAUUCUCACUUUCUGGCAUCAGCCUUUGAAUGGGACGAGCCGAUUGACCCCAUGGACGUCGUCGGCGGAGGCCGACUCGGCACCGGUGUUAAAAAAGGCUUUCUCCUCGGUGGCGCAGAUCCCGCAGGUCAGGUCAGGACAUUCAGUGUCGAAUGGGCUGCCAUGUGA